Messenger RNA from Rotaria sp. Silwood2, 1509 nucleotides. The record is from the annotation of a GenBank genome assembly. NCBI's taxonomy places the organism in Eukaryota, Metazoa, Rotifera, Eurotatoria, Philodinida, Philodinidae.
AUGUUUGAAAAACUGAAACGAAAAAAAAAUCUUGUAAUAGCAGCAUGUCUAUUUUUAAUUUUCAUCGUUGGAUUAUUUCCUUCUGAUAAUAAUAUUUCAAACAAUAAUACCAACUAUUUUAUUGAUACUAACGCAAUAUUUGAUGCCCUAAUACAAGCAAGAAGUCUUGAAGCUGAACUUGAGCAAAGAUAUCAAUUAACUGCUAUUAUACUUCAUUGGAAACGUUUAUCGCGUGCACAACUAACAGUCCAAUACUAUCUUAAUACAGAUUUUUUCAAAGAAAUUAUUGUUUGGAAUAAUAAUCCACAAAUCAAUCUUACUGUUAAUGAAUUUCUAACAAAUAAUCAAUCACACAACUUGGUUCGUAUCAUUAAUUCUAAAGAGAACUUGAAAGAUGAAGCAAAAUAUCGCGCAUGUACUGAAGCUAAAACACAUGUUUGUUUUUAUGCUGAUGAUGAUUGGGAUGUAUUUCAUUAUAUGAAUACACUGAUUGCUAGUUUUCGAUCAGAUCCAAAUCUUUUACAUUCAGCAACAAAUGUAGUCACAUAUUAUAACAAUAUGCUAUGGACAUUUAUGGAUUCUCGAAUUGAUUUACACACAGGAUUUUCGUGGAUCGGAUGUGGAAGUGUAUUUUUACGUGAACAUGCUCAACGACAUCUUCAAUUACUUACAAUGAAUUUAAAAACUAAUCAAGAGUUAUUUGCAUUCAGUGAUUUAUUUUUUUCCAUUUGGCUCAAUGAUAUUCCAUCACAAAUGGUAGUAAAUCUUCGUGCGUUACCAACCAAUGUUAAUGAGACUGACAUACCAUUUUCAUCUACAAAUAGUUUUUAUGAUUUCCAACAUACAAGUUCAGUUCUUGCGAUCCGUAAACUUGAAUAUUCACUACGUUUAAAUCAAUCAAAGAGGUCUAUUAGUUUUCCUCGGCAACAGUAUCGUCGAUUUCCAUAUUGUGUUAAAUCACCUAGUUCAAAAGAUGACUUUAUAUUCUACAGUAAUAUUUUACCUGUUGAUAUUGAACAUAUUCCAUUUGAUAUUACACGAGAUGCAGAGAGAGGAACAUAUCGAAAUGUUCCUGGUGGUCCAAAUUACACGCAUUUUGUCGAUUAUAAUACAUUGAAGGCAGUAGAUAAUGAUGAAACAACAUGUUGGCGUCCACUAGGAUUGGUGAAGAAAGGCGACUUUUUUGCUAUUGACUUUUUACGCAUACAAACUGAUAUUAUAUUUUCACUGACUAUUGGACAUAGUGAGAAAGUACAAAAUAGUCUUAAGAUGCGAAUAUCAUUUGACGGUAUGUGGUGGUUAUCACAUGAAUCGCUCAAAGGCAUCACAACUGACAUCAAUCGAAAGCCCAUUGCAAAAUUUAAACGAUUAGUUAUUGAUUCAAGACAAUUUCCUCCAGAAUUGCAAUCAUUUCGUUAUGUUGCAUUCAAUGCAACGCAUGCUUUGGAUGAGGCAUUUCAAGUAUGUGAUGUCCAAAGAAUAAAAAGUUCUACGAUCAAUACCAAAUGA